Symbiodinium necroappetens is the source of this 2307-nucleotide messenger RNA. Lineage: Eukaryota; Dinophyceae; Suessiales; Symbiodiniaceae. The record is from the annotation of a GenBank genome assembly.
AUGUCUUUCAAAGACACCUUCACCAAGGAUGAUCAGAAAGAGGGACUUCUCGGAUACGAUGACACGGCCUUCUACUACUUCUUCAGCAGCGUGCUGGUGACUGUCGCCGUGCCAUGGACAUGCUCAGUCAUUUACAACUUCCUCUUUCCCGGUCAAGCCCAAGUGGAAAAGGAUUUCCCAACCAAAAGCAAAUCUGGAAGUAGAUAUCACUACUGUCAAAGCUCGCAGAUGGUGGACAAGAUAGAAAAGGCCCGCCAAAAGGCGAGGAGAGCAAGUGCAGGCUCGUCGUUCACAAUGAUCAUCAAAUUAUCGCUGCUGGCUGGCAUUUGGCUUACUAUAUACCUGAUCCACGUGCAUCUUGGUGAUGCUAAAGAGAUCAAGAGGUUUGAUCCUUUCGAGAUUCUGGAAGUCAGUCCCGGCGCAUCAGCCACCGAAGUCAAGAAGGCGUACCGGCAGCUGUCUCUGAAAUACCACCCGGACAAAAACCCUGAUGAUCCGUUGGCUGCUUCGCGCUUCAUGCAGAUCACGAAGGCGCACAACGCGCUAACAGAUGAGACAGCCAAAGCCAACUACGAGAAGUAUGGCAAUCCGGAUGGUCCGCAGACUUCGAAAGUUGGUAUCGGGCUGCCACGCUUUUUGCUGGAGAAGGAGAAUCAUUUGAUGAUACUUUGUCUCUUCUUCUUUCUGCUGCUCUUUGUUGUGCCCAUGGCAUUUAUCUGCUACUACCAGAGGACGAAAAACUACGCGGCCAACGGCGUCAUGAUAGAGACCCUGCAGUUCAUGGGGUACUAUAUCAACGAGGCCACGAGGCUCAAGAACUGCCCGGAGCUGCUCGCAGCUUCAGCAGAGAGCAGGGGCAUGUCUCUGAGACCAUCAGACAAUUCAGAGAUGAAGACGCUUUCCGCGCAGGUCGUCGAACACAAGAAGCGUCAGUUUACUGCUCCCAUCAUCAUCAAGAACAACUUCUUGCUUCUUGGCCACAUGCAGCGGCUACACCACCUCAUGUCUGACGACCUCCGAGCAGAUCUGGAUGAGAUGCUGAGGCAUUCGCAGAAGAUUACGCAGGCGAUGAUUGAGAUCGCCUGCAUGCGGGAAUGGUUCUUCACGGCCCAGGCCAUGAUCGAGUUCCGACGCUCCCUCAUCCAGGCCUUGGACGUCAAGAGCUCACAGCUCCUUCAAAUCCCUCACUUCAAUGAGGAAAUCCUCAAGCACUGUCUCAAAGGCAAGAAUGCCACUUCGACGCUGCUGGACUACCUGCAAAAAGACCGUGAUCAGAGGAAGGGGCUUACCACCAUGUCUCCCGACCAAGUUGCAGAUGUGGAGGCAUUCACUGCUCACGUCAGCAACAUGGAACUGAAGGCCAUAACAGAGGUGGAGGACGAGAAAGACAUUGUUGUUGGCGACAUUGCGACCGUCACCUGCCAACUGACGCGAAAAAAUCUGCAGGAGGGUGAGGCCAUGGGCCCGGUGCAUGCACCGUUCUAUCCUGAGCCCAAAUUCGAAGAAUGGUGGAUCUUCCUGGUGGAGGGUGCGCCAAACACAAGAAUCAUGGGGUUCGAGCGAAUUCGGGACACGGACCGGGUCGUCGAAACCAAACUGCGCUUUCAGGUCUCCCGGCCGGGCAAACACAGCCUCACCGUCCACGCGCUCUGCGAUUCCUACGUGGGCAUCGACCAGAAGGUGGACCUGAACUUUGUUGUGCACACGGAGGAGGAGGUGAAGCGAGAGAUCUUUGUUCAUCCUGAGGAUGAGGAUCUGGAUUUGCAGCCGACUCUGUUUCAACAGUUCAUGGGCGAGCUCGGAGGUGAUGACGAGAGCGAGGAGGAGGAAGACGAUGACAAGAGCAAAGGCAAGAGCAAAGUUGAGAAGCUCAGCGAUGGCAAGCAGCAGAAGGCCGACAGUGAUAAUGAAGAUGACAAGAAGGCCAUGCAGAAGACCCCGUCUUUCGAGCUUGUUUGCACGAUGGUUCCGACACUGGCAGGGGGAGUAGACCGGCGGGGACGCCUGACGCAACUGGUCCGGCCCAUGUGGGACGCCAAAUGGGACGGGGUCGCAAGUGCACAUGUCCGACAGCGUAUUCUGCCACAGGUUGGGCUAUUGCACGUGAUCGACGAUGCUUGGAAAGCCCAGGCCUUGCCUGAAGACGACUUGGUUCUCCCAGAAGGCCAUCAGAUCAAUCUGGAUGAGUCCGACGACAAAACGCCGGAAAUGGAGCGCUCAGAGGAGCGAUGGUGCGAGUUGCCCUUGACACACUUCCUGGAAGAGGAAGCAGAGGUGGCUGUUGAUAGGGGAGCUUCCAGCUUCUGA